AUGCGGUCUGUUUACUCUCGGCUGAACGAGGCGCACACGAUGCAGCUAGUGGCGUUGCGCACGUCGAUUCCAGUCCCCAAGAUAUACUGUGCUUUUGAGCGCGCUGGCCGAGCAUACAUUGUGAUGAAGCGUAUAGACGGGGAAAUGCUUCAAGGCGGAUGGACUCGCCGUUCCGACGCGUCGAAGGCGCAGAAGUUCAAGCAGUUACACGGUAUUAUACAAGAGCUUCGCUACGUCAGACCGCCGGAUGAUGUGGGCGUCGCUAGUACAAGUGGUGGGCCGAUUGACGAUCGCCGCUGGCUGACCAAGUCGUUAUGGGGUCCGUUCACGACGGUCUCUGAAUUUUACACCGAGCUUCGAAACGGCAUCGACACGCAAACCUAUAGCGAAGCUGACAGAGCAUUGGCCCCCCGACCUCGCCGACCUUUUUACCUUUCAUUGUGA
Molecule: messenger RNA, 444 nt
Organism: Grosmannia clavigera kw1407
Lineage: Eukaryota; Fungi; Ascomycota; Sordariomycetes; Ophiostomatales; Ophiostomataceae
Exons: 1
Coding region: 1-444 (147 amino acids)
Source: RefSeq, a predicted model, not a curated record